UCUCUCUACCCCCGCUUCGUGCCCUUCCACUAAUACCUUCUAAGCAUCACAAGAAGAAGAAGAAGAAGAGGGAUUCGCCCCCAUUCUCUAAGCUCACUCCCCCUUUCUCCCUAUCUCAUCACCAUCCCCCUCGAUCUCUCCCCUCCGAAACCCUAGGUAGUCCUCCUCUUACCACCCCCGCCGCCCAUGGCGGAUCGGAUCCACCCCUCCUCCGACGACUCCGGCGAGUUCCCCCCUCCUCCCCGCUACGGGCGCCACUACAACCACCACUCCUCCUCCUCCGACCCCUCCGCGAGCCCCCUCUUCCCCUCCUCCUUCUCCUCCUCCUCCAACCCCCCCUCGGGCCAAUUCCUCGUCCAGCUCCCCAGGGACCAGGUCUACCGCGUCCCCCCUCCGGAGAACGCCCACCUCCUCAAAUCCUACGCCCGCCGCGCCGCGCGCCGCCGCCGCCGCAGCUGCUUCUGCGCCCUCCGCCUCGCCCUCGCCCUCCUCCUCUCCCUCGCCCUCCUCGCCGCCGUCGCCGCCGCCGCCCUCUUCUUCGCCCUCCGCCCCAAACUCCCCUCCUACUCCCUCCUCUCCCUCUCCGUCCACGGCCUCAACCUCUCCUCCCCCUCCCCCUCCCCCUCCGCCCCCGAAUUCGCCGCCGCGAUCCGCGCCCGAAACCCUAACGGAAAGAUCGCCAUCGAGUACCGCCGCGGGAGCGCCGUCGCCGUCUCCUACGGCGCCGCCAACCUCGCUGACGGCGUCUGGCCCGCCUUCGACCAGGGGCCGCGGAACGUGACGGCGUUCGUGACGGCGUUGCGCGGGGCCGGGGUGCGCCUGUCCCCGCAGAUGCGGUCGUCCAUGGCGGCGGCGGAGAGGCGCGGCGCCGUGCCGUUAACUCUGGACGCGAGCGUCCCCGUUAGGGUUAGGGCCGGCGCCGUCACCACCUGGACGGUCACCGUUAAGGUGCGGUGCGGCGUGACCGUGGAUAGGCUCGCGCCCGACUCCAAGGUGGUCUCCGAGUCGUGCCACAUCAGAGUCGACAUAUUCUGAUUUUACGGCGUUACCGUUGCGCGGCCGCUAUUUUCCGUUACGUGCUGGCUGGUGUCGUACUUUUUGGCGGGUAAAUUACAUCGGAGAGUCCUCGAACGUACAAAAUUGCAUUUUAAUCUACAAGCUUUAAUUUAUUAUAAUUUAGUCCUUGCAAAUUUCUCUCUCUCUCUUUUUUUUUUUUUGCCUAAUCCCUUACAAUGAUACAAGCAUAAGUACUCACGGGUGACAACGGAGUUGACUAUUGAAUAAUUAUGAUCCAAGUAACAAAAUGUAAUGAGAAAAUUUAAUACAACCUACCUAACAAAUUGAAGAGUAAAAUAAUAUUAUAAAUUAAAGUUUGAACAUUAACUUGCAAUUAACAGUUUGAGAAUCUUUCAUGUAGUUUACCCUUCUUUUGGUUUUUGCAGUGGACUCCUAUUGAUGUGUGAACCGUUGAUAUCUGUUUAGAAGUAUGUUGUAAUAAAUAAUAAAAGUAUAAAUUUAAAAAAAAUUAGAGAUUGUACAAUAAUUUUAUUGUUGUUUUCUGUGUGAAUUUGAACUUUUUCUCUUUUUUACGAAAAAACUUCUUGCCCCUUGUUUGAUUAUGGCCGAAAUUUGUACCUCAGAAGAUUUUUUUUUUAAUUAUUGUUCACCUUGUUUGCGUGUACCUUGAGUGAAAGGGUGUUAUUAAUUUUGUGUUUCUUUUUUUUUUUCUGUAUAUUUUUAGAGAGAGUUGACUUUCUUAAGACGCUGGUGUGUGCAAUAUUUUAUAGCAUGUAUGUACAAAGUUGUACAUGUGAGUGUUGUUUAAUCGUGGUCUCCAUCAAACUCGUCCAGUCUUAA
Messenger RNA from Ananas comosus (pineapple), 1857 nucleotides. Its product is annotated as NDR1/HIN1-like protein 13. Bases 187 to 1035 code for a protein of 282 amino acids. Gene Ontology annotation, cellular component: plasma membrane. The transcript has a single exon. The record is from RefSeq and is a predicted model, not a curated record. NCBI's taxonomy places the organism in Eukaryota, Viridiplantae, Streptophyta, Magnoliopsida, Poales, Bromeliaceae.